AUGUAGGCUGAAUAAGGAAAGUUCAUUGCAGUUUCGAGAAACAGUUUUAAAGAUAAUUUUAUAAGUUGUUUUAUAUUUCUCAUAGGUACUAUGAGAUAGAAAUUGCAACAUCUUCCGACAACGUUCGAGUUUAAUAGAAAGAAAUUGAACAAAAGUCACCAAAUCUUAUUUUUUGAACCUACGAAGCUCUGAUGUUCAUUAUACACAAUUCGUCCGGAACACGUGGUGGUCAAACAAACGUACACCAUCAAAUCAAGUGUUCAUUUGCAAAAGCUAUGUAAACAAAAUCAGCUGUCAAAAAAAUUAUCAAUCAAUACUUGUACUUGUUUACAGCUAGCUUUACUACACAUACCGUUAAUAUAUUGAUUCGUAUUUCAUCAAGCGGGUUAUUCAACCAACUUUAACUACAUAAUCAAUAGUGUAUUGCUUUAAUAGUAGAAAAUAUCAACGAACAAUCUCACGCACUGCAUGAUAAAGUGAUUUAUAGAUAAGACGGUGGUGUUUCGGAUCUGUCACAUUCUGGUUCAUUCAAGCUGGUAAAAGUGGUUACGCACAUUAAAUUUGCUAGUUUUUUUUCUUUUAAAAUAAGUAUUUGUUCCUGGCGUGCUACGAGUUGUAUCCUUUUUUGCCAUAAUGUCGAGACUGCUGGCGAAAUCACCCCUAGUAAACCGAGUGUUCCGAAGGACCUGUACAAUUACCUCUCUCCCAAAUACUGCCUCGAUUGGAACACCUACUGGAGAACGUGAGGUCGAGGAAGUACGCAUACCGGUGCCGUAUGGAGAAAUAGCUGGCAAAUGGUGGGGACCGAAGGAGGUGCGUCCCAUUGUGGCUUUGCACGGAUGGCAGGACAACGCAGGCACUUUCGAUAAGCUGAUUCCUUUGCUUCCGCCUCACAUAAGCGUAUUGGCUCUGGACUUACCAGGUCACGGUUUGUCGUCUCGAAUUCCCGAUGGAAUGUCCUACAACACUAUGGAUAGCGUUAACUUGCUUACCCGAAUCAUGAUGAUAUAUCGUUGGAAGAAAAUUUCACUGAUGGCCCAUUCUAUGGGUUCCAUCAUAAGCUUUGUGUUCUCAUCCGUGUUCCCGGAUAAUGUUGAUCUGUACGUGGGUAUAGAUGCUCUCAAACCUCACAUUCUGGAAACAGAAAAAGUUGGACCUCGUUUGGAGAGACGCAUUCCCCAGUGGCUGUUGGCAGAUGUUAGGAACCGCGAAAAAAGUAAACCGCCUUGUUACACUUUCGAAGAGCUGGUCGAAAGAUUAUGCAAAGCCACCAACCAAUCGGUUACCAAAGAAACUGCCCCGUAUCUGUUGCAUCGAAACAUACUGAAAUCUGCCACAGAACCCGACAAAUACUAUUUCUCUCGCGACAGUCGUCUCAAAUAUAGUUUCCCGUUGGGCUGGAGCCAGGAGACAUGUGUGGCCCUCGCAAAACGGUUGAUGAUGCCCUACAUGUUCAUCAAGGCCCUUCAUUCGCCGUACUACGAGGAUAAGAAGUACUUUGACGAAGUGGUCGAAGUAGUGAAGAGAAACAAUCCCAACUUUCGACUCGAGUUCGUCGACAGUACACAUCACUUGCAUCUGACCGAACCACACAAAGUGGCACCGAUGAUUACGGAGUUUCUUAACCAGCACUGGCACAAAGAAGAGCUGAGUGCUAGAAAGUGUACUAGAUAGUAGAUAGUAGAAUAAAACGGGUUUCUCCAAUAUUAAUUAUUUACUUAUUUUUUCCCAAAAAUAAAUAUUACCAAUAGAAAUGUUCCACAUGAAUGGACGUAAUUACGUCUAAAGGGAUGGAAUAGUCUUGUUGAAUAAAUAUUGUUUAAGCUACCACACCUCUACUUAAAUUCAAUUGUAGACCUAUUAAAAUACUAAUUUUUCUCAUAAAGCAUCGAAUUAUCUUCAAGGAAACAAUUUCUUUU
Molecule: messenger RNA, 1919 nt
Organism: Uranotaenia lowii
Lineage: Eukaryota; Metazoa; Arthropoda; Insecta; Diptera; Culicidae
Product: probable serine hydrolase
Exons: 2
Coding region: 634-1674 (346 amino acids)
Source: RefSeq, a predicted model, not a curated record